CUACAGAGAUUGUUCAAAUAUUCCAGAACAAUGAGCCUGGUGCAGCUGCUGAGAAGCCACAUCUUUGGCCAUCUGAUCAUCUGCUACGUGUUCCUGGUCAGCGGCAUCAUCAUCAACGUGCUGCAGUUAUGCACCCUACCUCUGUGGCCGCUCAACAAACAACUGGCCCGAAAGGUCAACUGCAGACUCGCGUACUGCAUCAGCAGCCAGAUGGUAGCAGUUUUGGAGUGGUGGUCUGGAACGGAAUGCAUCCUCUAUACUGACCCAAAGACAUACCCUUUGUAUGGAAAAGAAAAUGCAAUUGUGGUUCUCAACCACAGUUUUGAGAUAGACUUUCUGUGUGGCUGGACCUUCUGUGAGCGAUUGGGAGUUCUCGGGAGUUCCAAAGUACUUGCCAAAAAGGAGUUGGCUUACGUACCUGUCAUUGGUUGGAUGUGGUACUUCCUGGAAAUCGUGUUCUGCAAGAGAAAAUGGGAAGAGGACAGAAAGACAGUGGCUCAAAGUCUUCAGAACCUAAGGGACUACCCUGAAAACUAUUGGUUUUUGCUUUACUGCGAAGGAACUCGAUUCACACCAAAGAAGCAUGAGAUCAGCAUGCAGGUAGCAGAAACCAAAGGUUUGCCUAAACUUAAGUAUCAUCUUCUACCAAGAACCAAAGGCUUCUGGGUCACAGUUCAAAAUCUCAGAGGAACCGUCAAAGCGGUGUAUGACUCUACACUUAACUUCAGAAACAACGAAACACCAACUCUGCUUGGAAUUCUAAGCGGAAGGAAAUACCAUGCAGAUUUAUAUGUGAGGAGAAUCCCACUUGACGUCAUUCCAGAAGAUGAAUCUGAGUGUGCUGAUUGGCUCCACAAACUCUACCAGGAAAAGGAUCAUUUUCAAGAGGGCUACAUGCAGACGGGGAAGUACCCCGGUCCUAUAGUGAACGCUCCACGCCGCCCCUGGUCCUUGAUCAACUGGUUGUUCUGGUCCUGCCUGGUCCUGUAUCCACUUGGCCUGCUCUUAGUACAGCUCAUCAUUUCAGGAUCAGUGGGGACCAUCUUGGUUUCGACAGCGCUCUGCAUUGCAGGUUCAGUGGGAGUUCGUUGGAUGAUUGGCCAGACUGAGAUUAACAGAUCUUCAAACUAUGGGAGCAAGACAGCUACUCAGAACAACAACCGAGAAAACCAAAAUGCACUUGUAGAUGCGUCAUAA
Molecule: messenger RNA, 1197 nt
Organism: Nerophis lumbriciformis (worm pipefish)
Lineage: Eukaryota; Metazoa; Chordata; Actinopteri; Syngnathiformes; Syngnathidae
Source: RefSeq, a predicted model, not a curated record